GCUCGCCGCGCACAGUGUCAGUUGGUCCGUCGUAUUGGCCUGAACUAGCUGCGUCUACGUGACACGGCUCCUCUAUAUAACGUACACAAAUAUCCGUAUACAAUAACAUUCUUGUACGCACUUUGCUCGACACGCGCUCCGGAUCGCCAGCUCGAAUCGCAGCUACCUUUUUGCAAUCGCACGGCCUACGGAGGUAAUAAAGCUCCUGCUCCCGUGCGAUUUUUUCGCUUUCGCUUCUCUUUGCUGCCGCUCGUCGAUCCUAGUUGCAUUUGUAAACAGCGCUCAUUUCUUUGGCAUCCUUUUUUCUUUGGUCGUUGGACGAAAAUUUACAGGCAAGCCAAAGUUCCCGGGCCCGGCCUAGCGAGAAGAAAAAUGGGCGGCUUGACGAGCAUAUUUUACGGAUCCUCGAACGAAAAUGUAAUCGACCCAGCGACUGGCCUGACGGGCCGGCAGAAGAAACUCGUCCAAAGCACAUGGUCGGUCGUGAGAAAGGAGCCGAUAGCCAAUGGAGUUGCCAUCAUGAUUACCUUCUUCAAAAAGCAUCCGGAGUAUCAGAAAUUAUUCGGAGCUUUCAAGGACCUGCCGGUGGACGAGCUUGCGGCAAACAAAAAGUUCCAGGCUCACUGUCUGAGCAUAAUAACGGCGCUGAACAACGUCGUCGACUCGAUGGGCGAUCCGGCGUUGCUCGAAGCCAAUCUACUGGCGAUAGGCGAGAGGCAUCACAGGCGUGGAAACACCAGAGAACAAUUUCUGCACUUGAAGGAAGUCAUUCUAGAGGUCUUGCGGCAGAAAUUUGGAACAAAGUUCACACCCGAGACUGCGGAGGCGUGGAACAAGACACUGGACGCCGUUUAUAGUAUCAUAUUUCAAGCGUUUACCACGUAAUGAAUUACACCCCACUUGAAUGCGAGAGAAAUAAAAUAUUAUGAGAUUAAGAUGACCGAAUUUUUAAUCAUAUUUUUCUAAAUCGACUCCGUGAUCGAGUAAAUAUUUUAGUUUUUACUUCCACAAAGAACAUUCACUCGGUCCUCUGAAGCUGCAGCUACUAUUGCUAAUUACCUAUAAUUUUAUUCUUGUCCAGAGAGAGGGCUUAAAAUCGAUAUAGAAUAAUUAAAGUGAAAGGAUAUUACAAAAAAGCUCAAUAUACAAAGUAUCUAAAUGAAUUUACGAAAAAGUGUUCACUGUAUCCAUUAAAAUAAUGGCCUAUAUAGCUGCAAGCAUUAAAAAAUUAUGCAAUGAUCGAUAUAACAAAGAUACAUAAUAAACGCUUCGAAUAAUUUCAAUCGACAUUUUUCGUCAACCGAGUGAGUGGAUAGUCAAGUAUGCGAGUAAAAAAAAAUAUAAAUAUAUAUGUGUGUAUGUACAUGUACAUGGAAUACGAAGCACAUCUAUUGUUUUAAAUACCAGGUGACAAUUUUCACGCUGAUGAGAAAAAAAGAAGUGCGCCCAUUCGUCUCGAUCGAUAAAAUCACGACGUGGAAGAGUGGAGUGGAACGAGAAAAAAAUGUCUCUUUUCGUCGUUAUAGAUGUGUAUGCGCUCUUUUUACGUUUUUUUCAGCUUGAUGAAAGAGAAAGAGAGAGACAGAGAGCGGGGGGAAACCGUGUCUCUGAAUUCAACAGAUGCGUUUUUUGCCAAAGAAGAAAAAUGAAACAAACGAAAAAAGGAAAAAAACGCUUUUAACUGUACAGGCGAAUAGGUUUGAAUGAGCUUUUCAAUUGAAAAAUAUGUAAUUAAAUCCGUCGUGCUCUUUUGAAAAAAAAAAAAAAAAAACGCCCAACAUGAUAACUGUGUUGUAAAAUAGGAGUAUCCACAUAUUGUACACAUUUACGGAUAUAAAAUGUCUCGUUCGCACUAAUAUUGCCGAAUUCAAGCUUUUAAUUUCCUACAGUACUGCAAAUAUAUAAUUGUAAAGUUAAUGUGCAAAAUCACAUGGAAAUGUCGCGUAAGCAUUUUUUGUACCUUAUUGUAAUAAGAAACAAUGUAAUUUUAUGAAGAAUAAAAUUAAAGUAUAGUAAAAUACGACAA
This is a messenger RNA of Trichogramma pretiosum, 2026 nucleotides long. RefSeq names its product globin (gene Glob1). Gene Ontology annotation, cellular component: extracellular region; hemoglobin complex. The record is from RefSeq and is a predicted model, not a curated record. The transcript has 4 exons. Gene Ontology annotation, molecular function: oxygen binding; heme binding. Gene Ontology annotation, biological process: oxygen transport. Lineage: Eukaryota; Metazoa; Arthropoda; Insecta; Hymenoptera; Trichogrammatidae. The coding region runs from base 373 to 885 and encodes 170 amino acids.